Molecule: messenger RNA, 3416 nt
Organism: Columba livia (rock pigeon)
Lineage: Eukaryota; Metazoa; Chordata; Aves; Columbiformes; Columbidae
Gene: HRH3
Product: histamine receptor H3
Exons: 3
Coding region: 227-1660 (477 amino acids)
Biological process (GO): adenylate cyclase-inhibiting G protein-coupled acetylcholine receptor signaling pathway; chemical synaptic transmission; G protein-coupled receptor signaling pathway, coupled to cyclic nucleotide second messenger
Cellular component (GO): dendrite; plasma membrane; synapse
Molecular function (GO): G protein-coupled serotonin receptor activity; histamine receptor activity; G protein-coupled acetylcholine receptor activity
Source: RefSeq, a predicted model, not a curated record
AGGUAUUUGGGGUUACUCUGGGGCAUUCAGAGUUGCUCUUGGAGGACGCUCCGAUGCUUGGAGGCAUUCAGGUUGCUCUGGGGGAUCCAGGGUUGCUCUGGGAGGAUGUAGGGAUGCUCAGAGGCAUUCAGGUUGCUCUGAGGGAUUCAGAGUUGCUCUUGGAGGAAUCGGGGACGCUCGGAGGCAUUCGGGUUUGCUCUGGGGGAUUCGGGGUUGCUCUGGGAGGAUGCGGGGAUUCCCCAGGGGCUCGGGGCUCCUCUGGGGUGACUCAGGGAUGCUCAGGGCUGGAGCGCCGGUCCCAGCGGCCGCAGGGCAGAGCGGAGCUGCGGCCCCCGGAGGGGCGGGGAGGCGGGGCGGGCCGGGGAGGGGCGGCAGCCCCGCGGCUGCGGCGUGGAGCGGUGCGGGCGAUGGAGAGCGGCGGGGCGCUGAACGGCUCCGCCGCCGCCGGGCGCUUCGCCGCCGCCGGCACCGCGGCGCUGGGCGCGCUCAUGGCCCUGCUGAUCGCCGUCACCGUGGCAGGCAACGCGCUGGUCAUGCUGGCCUUCGUGGCGGACUCCAGCCUGCGCACCCAGAACAACUUCUUCCUCCUCAACCUGGCCAUCUCGGAUUUCCUAGUGCCUUCUGCAUUCCCCUGUACGUGCCCUAUGUGUUGACGGGGAGAUGGAUCUUCGGGAGAAGUCUCUGCAAACUCUGGCUGGUAGUUGAUUACCUGCUCUGCACCUCUUCGGUCUUCAACAUCGUGCUGAUUAGCUAUGACAGAUUCCUCUCGGUGACAAGAGCGGUCGCCUACAGAGCCCAGCAAGGCAACACCAAGCAAGCGGUGCUGAAGAUGGUGAUGGUUUGGGUAUUGGCGUUCCUGCUUUAUGGACCUGCCAUUAUCAGCUGGGAGUAUAUAUCAGGCCGGAGUAUCAUACCCACGGGGGAAUGCUACGCUGAGUUUUUCUACAACUGGUAUUUUCUCAUGACAGCCUCUACGCUGGAGUUUUUCACCCCUUUCAUCAGUGUGCUGUUUUUCAAUCUGAGCAUUUACCUGAACAUACAGAAGCGUACCAAACUACGCCUGGAUGUUUUCCAUGAAGUGCACAACCAGUCCUUCACAGAAGAGAUGGAAAUGAGCCCAGAAGCGAAGCUUUCUUUGAAAUGCUGUAAGUGGGAGCAGAAGGAGCCAGUGGAAACCCUCAACCUCUCUAAGAGCAAAGCUCGAGCAGCAGCCUCCACUGCCGGCCUGGGUGCCAACAACCUGCUGUCAACAAGCUCUGAGGGCUCCGCGAAACCCAAGUGUUCCAACAAAAAGAGCUGUAAAAGUUCUGCAUGCACUCUGUCCUUGGAGAAGCGGAUGAAGGUGGUGUCCCAGAGCAUGACCCAACGCUUCAGGCUCUCUAGAGACAAGAAAGUGGCUAAAUCCCUGGCAAUCAUCGUGGGCAUUUUUGGGAUUUGCUGGGCACCGUACACCCUCCUGAUGAUCAUCCGCGCUGGCUGCCACGGCCACUGCAUCUCUGACUACUGGUACGAGACUUCCUUCUGGCUGCUGUGGAUCAACUCGGCUGUUAACCCCAUCCUCUACCCUCUCUGCCACUACAGCUUCAGAAGGGCUUUUGUCAAACUCCUCUGUCCCAAGAAGCUAAAGAUUCAGCCUCACGAUCCGCUUCAGAACUACUAAAAGUGUGAGGAUGAGAAGAACCUUCUUUAACACACUUGUGUUAUGGAAAAUUACUGUAGCAGUUGCAUCCUUGGAAGAAUCUGGGAGCGCUGCUCUGGGACAUGUGAGGAAGGCAGCAGUGAGACCACUGUUCAUCUAUUCUAGGCCAUCAACAACAAAAUCACUUGGAAUAGAAGGGUAAGGGUUUUUUUGCCAUUAACCACAGUUGGUGAAAUCUGUGUCCUCCACUUGCAGGUGCCACAGAAGAGCUCUGCUGCCACCUAGUCAGCCGGAGCAGCACCAGCAUUUUGUUAAAAUAAGGAAAAAUAAAAACUGAAAAAUAAAAGCUAACAACAACAAAAAGAUAUAACCUAAAAUCAUUGGACUAAGCUGCUUGCAAACCCGAUUUUUCCCAUGAAUGAGAGGGUUUUUUUUCCUUAUGCUGAAGAUAUCCUACACAUGUAAUGAUACAGAAAGAAAAGAACAAACCAGAAGGAAAUCACCUCAUUUUUCAUUACUGCUAUGGUAGCUACAGCCAUAGUCUAGAUGCAUGUGGUGCAAUAGAUGUCCCUUCCAUCCCCUACGAAGGGACGAAUCUCUGUCCUAAGGAGUUUACAGCCAGACUCGGAGGUGUCAAUCAUCCCAAAGGACUCUGUCGGCAUUCCCUGAUCCCUGUGUCAAAACUGAUCCGGUUUCCUUUGCAUCCACACGGCACAGGGAGUGUUUCCCUCACCCGGAGCUGUGCAAACCCAGGCUCUGGUCCUGCGGGAUGUGGAGCCCCCGCAGACCCGAUGGCGAAGGCUGUGGUGCUGAGGUGAAGGUGCCAGCAGGAAAUCAGCUUUUCCACAGCCCCCUCCUGACGAACCAAACACAUUUAAAAAUCUCUUCUGCAGGAUCUAACAAAAUACUCUUUUGGCAACUCGCUAGAGAAUGACAAGCACCGUGAGAAGUGAAACUUGUGUUCUUUUUUAAAGUUUGUUUCAGACCUCUUAAUUCUAGCAAGUUCCACAACUCUCACACGCUUCCUUUGAAAAUACAUCAUUUGAAUGGAGACCCAGGUUAAGCUAAUCCAGGCAACAUAAGCAUCAAUCUCUUUAUUUAUUUAUUAGUAGUCAUAUAUUUCCACAGACAGAGCAUCAGAUCCAAAAGUCUUACGUAAAACCUUGGGCAUUUAAUCUCUGCUUCCCAUGUCAUGCUUCAUCAGACUUGCCCGUUUCUUCUGUAAUCUCUCUGGGAAUAAAUAUAUUAGGACCAUAAAACAAAAGACUUCAGCUCCGCACCUCUGCUGGCACUGCUCAGUGAUAUAGGAACACAAAUACGUAAUUUGUUGCCAUGGUAAAUGCUCAUAUUUAACAGUAUUGUACACAGGAGCUCAAGAUAAUAAGUCUGAAAACAUGUACAAAUAGAAACCCAAAUGCUGUAAAGUAGUAUCCAAAAGCUGAUGAUGUUGUGAUUGCCAAUUACACUUCGCUGUUGUAAGCAGACUGCUUUUUGGCCACUGCUAGGAAUAAAAGAAAUUACUAUGCCACUUUAUUCCUGUACCAUUUGUUGAGUACAUCAGUAUUGUCAUCUGAAGUCAGGUUUUACAUGACGUCUGUUUCGUCUGUAGGACAUUUAAGUGUUGUGACAUGUUCGGUCAGACCAUUAUAUAUGCGUUAAAAUAUAUCCUUUAAAGGACUUGCUCUGAGAAUUGUCAGUAUGUGCUGCUGAGCCUGCUUGUACCUUUCCUUGUGUCCGCUACCUUCCGAAAAGCCCAAUAAAGUAUUUUUAUACGAAA